Molecule: messenger RNA, 1742 nt
Organism: Closterium sp. NIES-67
Lineage: Eukaryota; Viridiplantae; Streptophyta; Zygnematophyceae; Desmidiales; Closteriaceae
Source: the annotation of a GenBank genome assembly
ACGCUGCGAUUCGAGCAGGUCCCUCUGCUGAACAUGUGCCAUACUUUUCCGUACAGUAGUGAUGUUGGGCGCACUCCUACUCUCCUCUUCCGUUCCGUGGUUACCUCUUGGCACGUGAAACUCGCUAGAAUGCGCAAGACUUGGAAUAUUGGUAGGCUUCGAAGUAGGUCCACGUCCUUAGUACUUUUAGUCACCUGCUGCUCUAUUCAUCAUUUAUGAUUGGCACUUAGUACGACCACAAUCCUCCUCGCCCGUUGACUAAAAUGGCGCGUAGCCGACAAAGUUUUGCAAUGCUGACGGCCGCUGUCAGUAUUGCCGCUAUCGCAUCUCUCCUUCCGCCAGUGACGUCAGAUUCGUCAACGCAGCAGCAACCGCAAAGGGGAUGGAAGCCGCAACAGCCGGCGCGAUGGACGGCGUGCGACUACUCGAGAGGGUGGUGGAUUCGCAAGCCGGCACCGUCCGCGCCAUACGGCUCGAGCUGCCCCUUUCUCAAGGACGUGGGCCCCGUGAAUUGCAUCAACCGACCCAAACGGCGCUCUCUCUCCUGGCUGGGUUAUCGCUGGUGGCCCGCGGCGUGUCAAGUACCAGCGUACGGUUUCAGGCCCUUCCACUUUCUGGAGAUGAUGCGGAACAGAGUGAUUGCAUCGGUGGGCGAUUCCCUCUCCUACGAGAAUCUGAUGCCCUCGCUAUUGUGUCACAUCCAUGGCGCCUCUCCGGUCACCGAGAUUCCUAAUGACGGGUCACUGGCCGUACUGCAGAAACGGAGCAGAGUGUAUCGCGUACAGGCGUAUAAUGUCACUCUUAUCAACACGUGGAGCACGUUUCUUAACGAGUACUGGCAAGAUGAACUGACCCUCUCGCGCUACAGUGGCGGCAAGAAUCGCACAGCCGAAGAUUCCGUGAUCAAUCUGGAUGGCGUAGAUCCGGCGCUUGCCGCCCGGGUGACUAAGUACGACGUGCUUAUACUGCAGACAGCCGCCCACUGGCAGGCCAAGCCCAACAAGUGGCGGCGGUACUUUGUGGACGGGCAGGGCAGGCGGGUGUUUACUGAGAGGCAGUACAUUGCGGCUUUUGAACGGGGCAUGCGAGCCAUAGUGGCUCUGCUAAACCGCACAAACCCCACCACCCCUGCGGUCGCCCGCACACCUGUGCCCUUCUUCCUCUCCGCUCCAGCCAAGAUCAACCGCUGCAAGGGCCACUCGCAGCCCCUCACUUACGCCCGGGUACUGCAGACUCGUUAUAAGAUCCCUCAGUACACCCGAUGGCUGCCAGCCCAGCAGCGCACAGUAAAGGGGACGAGAAUCCGCCUCCUAGACGUCACCUCAUCUUCUCUCUACCGCCCAGACUCGUUUGUGGGGUCGGGUGGCAUUAACAAUGACUGCGUGCAUUACUGCCUCCCUGGUGUGCCUGACUCCUGGGUUGACAUGCUUCACAAUAUGCUCUCCAGGCAAACGAUCUUCCGAGUGCCAAAAGGGGCUGAUAUUGUGAGAUAGACAAGCACCUGGUGUGCCUGCCUGGGUUGACAUGAUUCCUGAGUUGACUCGGAGUGCAUACAAGUUGCCAAGAUAGCCUGUCUGGCAAACAUAUCGCCUUGGAGUCGGUCUCUCAGCACCCCAAGGAGGCAGUAUUGCAUGCAGGCAAUCAUUGUGCACACCAGCCGGGCCCGCAAAGAAACCCGGCGCAUCAUGAAUUCCUGUAUCUUGGCAAAUUGUGCAGUAAUGCUCGCGUACGGUAUGUGUUUG